AUGUACGUCUUCCCAGCUAACGACGACGGUUAUCGUAAACGCAAGAGGAUUCAUAAAGCUUGUCAGCAAUGUAACCGGCGAAGGAAAAGAUGUAGUUUCCCAUAUGGAAGCACCCGUUGUGCUCCCUGUGAACGUGCAAAUAUUGUCUGUAGUUUAGCUCCAGAUUUCAUUGUUCCAAGAGGAAGUUUCCCUAGCAAAGUCAAUGGAGAAGAUUCUGAAGCAUCAUCAUCAUCGGCCAAUCCAUCAGCAGACAAUACAAACAAUAAUAUUAAUAAAAAACCUACUACUACUACGGUUCCGGCUUCUCGGCCCGGAACACCAACCACAGUCAAAUUUAAAUCAACCAACACACCAAUUGUAAAUCCACCCAAAUCACAGCUACAUCAAGCACAAAAACCAUCAUCAUCUGCUCAACCUCCAGCUGCUUCAAACCAACCUCCAGUAACUGCUUCUUUAAAUCAUCAACAUCAACAUCAACAUCAACAUCAUCAACAACCACAACCACAACCACAACCACAACAACAACAACAACAUAUUCAUCCACAACAGCAACAACAACAACAACAGCAACAACAACAACAACAACAGCCUCUGGGAAUACCACAAACAGCUCCUUCGUACUAUUCAAACGGUCAAUAUAACCAACCAUCACAUCCUCCCAAAAUACUGCAACCACCUCAAUCAGAAUCCAUCGGCAUUUGGGUCAAAAGUGCCCUGGAUGGCCAGAAAAUCAACCAUGCACUCCAAUACUACCUCAACUCCAUCGAAGCAUACCUCAUGCCCCUGCGCCCAAAUAGAGAUGCCCUCAUCUCCAUCUACUGCCAAUCAAUUCACCCUAUUCUUCCAGUCCUUGACAAGGAUCAAUUCCUCAAACUCCACUCCAUUGGACAGGCCCCUACUUUACUUCUCCACGCUGUUCUUCUUGUCGCAGCCCGCCAUCCAAGCGCAUGCCCAUUUCUAGGCCAACAAACUGUGCGCGAGUUUUGUGCAAUCACUGCAGAAAAAAUUCGUGCUCUUUUAUUUGCAGAAGUCGAACAAGAUAGAUUAACCCUUGUCAGAGUCUACGCUCUUCUUAGUCUUCAUUCAGAAGGCCCAGAUGGCUUGGAAAAUAGUUGUAGUGACUUGCAAAAAUCUGUUCACUACGCACAGUCCCUUGGACUCCAUCACAACCGGCCCUUUGCCGACCAAGACGAGCUACGCAAUAUUUGGUGGUCUGUUUGGUGUUUGGACCGUAUCAGUGCCUGUGUCAAUGCACGUCCACUCAUCAUCAACUUAGAAGAUGUUUCUGUCAAGUACACUACUUCAGCUCAGCACCCUGUUCUCGCCCAACUCAUUGAACAGUGUAAAAAUCUUGAACGAGUCAUUUACCUUUACCGUCCAAACCCUAUUUUAAGCCGUGUUUCUGCAGCUAUUUUUGGCGAACAAGUCCCCGAUAUCGAAGUUAAAGAUCCGGUAUCGGCCGUACUUGCUUUGAUCCAAUACACUGCCAUCAUUUUAGCUCACAAGAGAAGUACAGAUGAGUCUCGUAUUGAAGACAAGAGUCCACCAGACCAUGGGCACAUUUUACAAGGCACCAUCUCAAUGAACCAACAACAUCAACCACAACAACAGCAGCAACAACAGCAACAACAGCAACAACAGCAACAACAGCAACAACAGCAACAACAGCAACAACAGCAACAACAAACAACAGCAACAACAGCAAAGGCCCACGGGAGUGCCGGAACUGCCUAG
This is a messenger RNA of Magnusiomyces paraingens, 1734 nucleotides long. RefSeq lists its product as uncharacterized. Gene Ontology annotation, biological process: regulation of DNA-templated transcription; DNA-templated transcription. The record is from RefSeq and is a predicted model, not a curated record. NCBI's taxonomy places the organism in Eukaryota, Fungi, Ascomycota, Dipodascomycetes, Dipodascales, Dipodascaceae. The coding region runs from base 1 to 1734 and encodes 577 amino acids. The transcript has 2 exons. Gene Ontology annotation, molecular function: DNA binding; DNA-binding transcription factor activity, RNA polymerase II-specific; zinc ion binding.